This is a messenger RNA of Suillus fuscotomentosus, 351 nucleotides long. RefSeq lists its product as uncharacterized. The transcript is spliced from 2 exons. The coding region runs from base 1 to 351 and encodes 116 amino acids. NCBI's taxonomy places the organism in Eukaryota, Fungi, Basidiomycota, Agaricomycetes, Boletales, Suillaceae. The record is from RefSeq and is a predicted model, not a curated record.
AUGGAUGCUACCAUCUCCGCUACUCGUUCUGACGAUACCUCGCGCCUGAAGAACCAAAUCGGUCACUACGCAGCCUUCAACCUGUGUUCCCCGAUAAUGCCACCUAUAUAUGACGGCACUGGUUCAUGUACCCACCUGGGUAGUAACCACCCCGUUCUCGCUCGAUUUCUCUGUCCAGUCAGGGAACUCAAAGAAUUUUCAAAGGACGCUGAGAAGUAUGGCUCAGAAAAACUUCAAAACGGCAAGAUUAAGAUGACUGCCUCCGCUCUUCCUGCUUUUCUGUGGGCUGGGGAUCUACCAGGCAAGGACUACGAUGACAAUAACAUGUUCGAAGGCAUGUUCGACACAUAA